UGCAAGGGAAGAAACCCUUCUGGCACGUCUCGCCUCGCCUGGGACCAGGAGGGACCUCUGGGCUCAUUCCCUGCAGCCGGGUGCUGCAGGGUGCCUCAAAAGCAGCGCUGUGACUGUCCCAGAAACGCUGCUCUUCAUAUCCACGCUCGAUGGGAACCUCCACGCAGUGAGCAAGAGCACCGGUGACAUCAAGUGGACCCUGAAGGACGAUCCCAUUCUGCAGGUGCCGGUUUAUGUUGCAGAACCGGCAUUUCUUCCAGACCCCAACGACGGCAGCCUGUACAUCCUGGGAGGGAAGAACAAAGAAGGCCUGAUGAAGCUCCCGUUCACCAUCCCGGAGCUGGUGCAGUCCUCGCCGUGCCGCAGCUCGGACGGCGUGCUCUACACAGGGAAGAAGCAGGACACCUGGUUCGUUGUGGACCCCAAGUCAGGGGAGAAGCAGACCACUCUCUCGACGGAGGCCUCGGAUGGGCUGUGCCCCUCCAGUCCCCUGCUCUACAUCGGCCGUACCCAGUACGUCAUCACCAUGUACGACACCAAGUCGCGGGAGCUGCGCUGGAACGCCACCUACUCCGACUACUCGGCGCCGCUCUGCGAGGAGUCCUACCCCUACAAAAUGUCCCACUUCGCCUCCAGCGGGGACGGGCUGGUGGUGACGCUGGACAAGGAGAGCGGGGAGGUCCUGUGGGCGCACAACUACGGCUCUCCGGUGGUCGGCAUCUACGUGUGGCACCAGGACAGCCUCCGCCGCGUGCCCCACCUCAACCUGGCCAUGGAGACGCUGCGCUACCUGACCUUCCACUCGCAGGACAUCCACCUCAUCAGGGGGAGCUACCAGACCGUGAAGGACUUCACGGCCACCAAGACCCAGCUGCUGCCUGCGCUCUACGUGGGGAAGCACGCGGCCAGCUUCUACGCCUUGACCUCGCUGGUCCAUGACAGCGUGGCACUGGUGCCGCAGGGCAUCACGCUGGCCAGGAUCGACGGCCCCACCACGGACGACGUGACCAUGAGAGAGUCGGGAGAGUGCGAGAUCACUCCCAGCACCGACGUCAAGUACCCGCAGGGCAGCAUCACCUCCAUGCGCAACCAGUGGCUGCUGAUAGGGCACCAUGAGCUGCCUCCUGUGGUCCACACCACGAUGCUGAGAGCCUUCCCGGAGAACCUGAGGAAGACAACAGAAACCAUCAUUCCCCGGAGCUCCCCGGCCAGGACCGUGUUUGACAACUUCCUGGCCCCGAGCAGCACAGAGGAGCCGGCCGUGCGGAGCAGCGACGGGCAGCUUCCACCCGAUGCCAGCAGGGAGCAGCUGGAGGUGUACCCGGAGUCCGGCAGCUGGGACGUGGUGCUGGCCGGCCUUGGCAGCGCCCUGCUGGGGGGCGGCAUCCUGCUGCUGUUCCUCACGAAACAGCAGAAGCAGCACGAGGCGCAGCAGCAGCAGCUGGAGAAGCAAAUUCAGCUCUUGCAGCAGCAGCAGGAGAUGCUGCUCCCGCCCCGGGUCUCUGGCGAGGCUGUCCCUGGGGAGCCCGGGGAGCCAGAGGGGGGCCAGGGAAGCACAUCUCGGCUCUCGCAGAGCCCGGGCCCCUCUGCCCACCUGAAGGACCCAGCCAACGGGGUGGUCGGCCUGGAGCCAGCUGCGCCGGUGCCUGCUGGAGAUGUGGAACCAGACGUGAUCGUAGUUGGGAAAGUUUCUUUUAACCCCAAGGAUGUGCUGGGCCAUGGAGCUGGAGGAACCUUUGUCUUCAGGGGACACUUCGAUGGCCGGAACGUGGCCGUGAAGCGCCUCCUGCCCGAGUGUUUCCACCUCGUGGACCGGGAGGUGCAGCUGCUCCGCGAGUCGGACGAGCACCCCCACGUCGUACGCUACUUCUGCACCGAGCGGGACAAGCAGUUCCACUACAUCGCCAUCGAGCUCUGCUCUGCCACGCUGCAGGAGUACGUGGAGAGCCCCAGCUUCAAUCGGCGCAGCCUGGACCCGGUGUCUGUCCUGCACCAGACCAUGUCAGGCCUGGCACACCUGCACUCCCUCAACAUCGUUCAUCGCGACCUGAAGCCCUGUAACAUCCUCAUCUCUGUCCCGAAUAGCCACGGGCAGAUCCGAGCCGUCAUCUCGGACUUUGGCCUGUGCAAGAAGCUCCAGGGGGGGCGGCACAGCUUCAGCCUGCGCUCCGGCAUCCCCGGCACCGAGGGGUGGAUUGCGCCCGAGGUGCUGCAGGAGGCCCCGAAGGAGAACCCCACGUGCGCUGUGGACAUCUUCUCAGCCGGCUGCGUCUUCUACUACGUGGUGUCAGGAGGGCAGCACCCGUUCGGGGACAGCUUGCGGCGACAGGCCAACAUCCUGGCGGGCGCUUACCAGCUGCCCUGCCUGCAGGAGGAGGCGCACGACAAGGUCAUUGCAAGAGAGCUGAUUGUGUCAAUGAUCAGUGGCGAGCCCCAGAAGCGCCCCUCGGCCCCCGUGGUCCUUAUGCACCCCUUCUUCUGGAGUGCAGAGAAGCAGCUGCAGUUCUUCCAGGACGUCAGUGACCGCAUCGAGAAGGAGCCAGCCGAGGGGGCCAUCGUGGCGGCGCUGGAGGCAGGGGGCCGCUCGGUGGUGAGGACAAACUGGAGGAUGCACAUCUCCCUCCCGCUGCAGACAGACCUGAGGAAGUUCCGCACCUACAAGGGCGGCUCGGUGCGCGACCUCCUGCGGGCCAUGAGGAACAAGAAGCAUCACUACCACGAGCUGCCUGCCGACGUCCAGGAGGCACUGGGCUCCGUCCCCGAAGGCUUCGUGCAGUACUUCACCUCCCGCUUCCCGCGGCUGUUGCUGCACACGCACAGCACCAUGCGGCUCUGUGCCCGCGAGCGGCUCUUCCGCCCCUACUACGUCCCGGAGCCGGGGGGCGCGGGGAGGUGAGCGGGCACCGUGCCGGGGGUUGGCAGCGGGGGGCUGCGGCCGCCGCUCCUCGGGGCGCCAGGCUCCCGGCAGCGCCCGUCUGCCAUCUCUGCAGCCGAAGCAGCGAUUGUUGGGGCGCUGCCCCUUUUGGGGUGACUUUGACAGGAUUUAGCCACAGCUGCUGUGCUGCAGCCCCUGUGCCCGGUCCUGCCCCGGCUCAG
Oxyura jamaicensis (ruddy duck) is the source of this 3096-nucleotide messenger RNA. Its product is annotated as serine/threonine-protein kinase/endoribonuclease IRE1-like. The annotation marks the transcript as partial. Lineage: Eukaryota; Metazoa; Chordata; Aves; Anseriformes; Anatidae. Gene Ontology annotation, molecular function: protein serine/threonine kinase activity; RNA endonuclease activity; ATP binding. Gene Ontology annotation, biological process: IRE1-mediated unfolded protein response; mRNA processing; intrinsic apoptotic signaling pathway in response to endoplasmic reticulum stress. The record is from RefSeq and is a predicted model, not a curated record. The transcript is spliced from 22 exons. Gene Ontology annotation, cellular component: IRE1-TRAF2-ASK1 complex.